AGACAACAAAAAAAAGCGAACAAAAGGGACAUCAAGACGACAGAAGAAAAACGAACAAACAUGACAACAAGACGACAGAAUAAAAAAAAAAAGCAACAAGCGCGACAUCAAGACGACAGAAAAAAAAAGCAACAAGCGCGACAUCAAGACGACAGAAAAAAAAAUGAAAAAAAGCGACAUCAAGACGAGAGACAAAAAAAAAAAAAAAAAACACAUCAAAAAUAUAAAGCGAACAACAGGGACAUCAAGACGACAGAAGAAAAACGAACAAACAUGACAACAAGACGACAGAAAAAAAAUGAACAAAAAAGAAAACGAACAAAAGGGACAUCAAGACGACAGAAAAUAAAGCGAACAAAAGUAACAUCAAGACGACAGAAAAAAACGAACAAAAGAGACAUCAAGACGGCAGAAAAAGCGAACAAAGGGGACAUCAAGACGGCAGAAAAGAAGCGAACAAAAUGGACAACAAGACGACAGAAACAAACGAACAAGCGGGACAUCAAGACGACACAUAAAAAAUGA
Molecule: messenger RNA, 525 nt
Organism: Ylistrum balloti
Lineage: Eukaryota; Metazoa; Mollusca; Bivalvia; Pectinida; Pectinidae
Product: nucleolar protein 58-like
Exons: 4
Source: RefSeq, a predicted model, not a curated record